Triticum dicoccoides is the source of this 1079-nucleotide messenger RNA. RefSeq lists its product as uncharacterized. Lineage: Eukaryota; Viridiplantae; Streptophyta; Magnoliopsida; Poales; Poaceae. The transcript has 4 exons. The record is from RefSeq and is a predicted model, not a curated record. Bases 495 to 998 code for a protein of 167 amino acids.
AUCUUCGAGGAGGUGAACCAAUCCUGAUCGAAUCCCGACUCCGACUGCUGGGUGGAACAAUGGCGGCGCAGUAGGAGCUAGCCAACACCAGCCCGUCGUGCUCCACCGCCCUCAACCACGGAUUUGUUUCCUCCCGCGUCCGGUGCCACCGUUAUUCCCGCUUCCCUCGAGGGCCAUGGAUAGUAGGGAAGAUCGACACUCCUUGGUUGCUGAGGAGAAGGACAAGCAGCCUGCUCCCUUCAGUGACGCUCCGUCUCCGGUGCGCGCCGUGCGAAAUCGUCCGUGGCCGUCCCCUAUCGUGAUCCCGCCGGAGGCUAAUCCGUCCGGCAAGUACCGCAUUCUCGUUGCCACCGCCGACGACAUUGGGGACCCGAUCUCGCCGGAGGAGAUAGCCGCGCUGGAGGACAAGGAGGGCGACGACGCAGGCACACGGUUCUACAAGGCAGCCGCUCGGGCCGACGUCGUUAUGAGGAAUUGAUGAGAACUCCAAGUACAUGAUCGACAACUCCGCCCAGGUUGAGGAAAUAAGUUGCAAGCAUGUUACAGCAGAAGAAAUGGAAGCAAAGAUAAUCAGGCAAGAGAUCACUAGGGAGCAAACAUAUUUAUCAGAACUGGCUUUAGCGAGUUUCAAUAAGAGGAAAAAGGUGAAGUUUGAGUUGUGUGGUACAUUGCUUUCUAGGCUCUUUUACGAGAGCAGCCAUAUUUUUACACACCUAAAUUUCGUCGCCAAGCGCAAGGAUAAGAAGAAACUCUUUUUCGCCGAGAUAGAGGACUGUGGACGGGGUCGUGAAGAGAUCUUGAAAGUACGCUGUUGCGUUCCCCUGGAUUCAUUAUGUGAAGGUGGUUAUUAUUACUACUGUGAUGAUCCUAGACGUGGCUGUAGGAAAGGGUUUGACUUCACACGUUGCUACGGCUGCAGCGAGUUCCUGAAACAUCCGGUUGAUGGCUCCACGUACUCAGGAGGCCAUGACCAUCGGAGGAGGAACUAUAUAGUUUAGAACAUUGUUUCAUUUAUCAGCGGUGGAGCCUCACGGUCAUGGAGGUCCAUACCGGACCUUGCAGCAACGGGGUGACAGUGA